This is a messenger RNA of Galeopterus variegatus (Sunda flying lemur), 2033 nucleotides long. It is a transcript of the gene SNAP23, whose product is annotated as synaptosomal-associated protein, 23kDa. The coding region runs from base 133 to 768 and encodes 211 amino acids. Gene Ontology annotation, biological process: synaptic vesicle priming; synaptic vesicle fusion to presynaptic active zone membrane; exocytosis. The record is from RefSeq and is a predicted model, not a curated record. Lineage: Eukaryota; Metazoa; Chordata; Mammalia; Dermoptera; Cynocephalidae. Gene Ontology annotation, molecular function: syntaxin-1 binding; SNAP receptor activity. The transcript has 8 exons. Gene Ontology annotation, cellular component: plasma membrane; synaptobrevin 2-SNAP-25-syntaxin-1a-complexin I complex.
AGCGCCACCGCGCUCCCAAGCGGCGCACUGCAGCAGGCGCCACCGGGCCGGCCCGCUAAGAGUGAUUCUUAACACCCACCUCCCAGAAUAUCCACAUUUUUGUUUCUGUACCUGAUAGAAUUUUGAUUCAUCAUGGAUAAUCUGUCAUCAGAAGAAAUUCAGCUGAGGGCUCACCAGGUUACAGAUGAGUCUCUGGAAAGUACAAGGAGAAUCCUGGGUUUAGCCAUUGAGUCUCAGGAUGCAGGAAUCAAGACAAUCACUCUGCUGGAUGAACAAGGAGAACAACUAAACCGCAUAGAAGAAGGCAUGGACCAAAUAAAUAAAGACAUGAGAGAGGCAGAGAAGACUUUAACAGAGCUCAACAAGUGCUGUGGCCUUUGUGUCUGCCCAUGUAAUAGGGUGAAGAACUUUGAGUCUACUAAGGCCUAUAAGACAACAUGGGGAGAUGGUGGAGACAAUUCACCUAGCAAUGUAAUAUCUAAGCAGCCAGGCCCGGUGACAAAUGGUCAGCCUCAGCAACCAACCACAGGAGCAGCCAGUGGUGGAUACAUUAAACGUAUAACUAAUGAUGCCAGAGAAGAUGAAAUGGAAGAGAACCUGACUCAAGUGGGCAGUAUCCUGGGAAAUCUAAAAAACAUGGCCCUGGACAUGGGCAAUGAAAUUGAAGCUCAAAAUCAACAAAUAACACGGAUCACAGAGAAGGCUGACACCAACAAAGAUCGUAUUGAUAAUGCCAAUGUCAGAGCAAAGAAACUCAUUGACAGCUAAAGUUACUGCUGUACUUCUUUAUCAUUUAUUCACUUCUCUAGCUCCUCUUCCAAAGUUGUUACCUUUUCAGAUUUUGAAAUUUGGUCCCACUCUUCUAAUCGGGAGAUAGUGUGGAAGAAGGGCUAGAGGAGUAACAGUCUUCCUAUUUUCUCUGUUUCUCUUGAGGGUAUACUGCUGCUCACUCAGCUUUCUAGUAUUUUCUUUCUCAGUACAUACUCUUACAUAGGUUUUCAUACAUCACAUGUAGUGUUUUCAUCCUCCUCAUGUACUUCAGCAGGUUCUUUUGCUUUCAAGAUUUGGAAGCAUUGCCAAAGACAACCAUGAAGAAGGAAGCUGUAUAGGUGGUGUUGGUGUUGGUGUGUUUUUGUGGUGGGGGCAGAGGUGACAGAUAAGAGGUUUAACAAGAAGAGCUUUUACACUCAGUAGAAACUUGCAGGCCACAAAGCAGAAAGUUGAAUAUCCACAGUAAAGAUCUAGUUGAGUUUAGUUUUUAAUUUAAGUUGCAGUUAUUGCCAAUUUAAGCUAAUGCUUGGUUUUGGAGCUUUUUAUACACAAUAUUUUUGUUGUACAUCACAGUUUUGCAACCUCUACUCCAAAGAGAAGAAUAGAAUGAGUUAUCUUAAAGUGAGCUUAAUUUCUGAACUCUUAGUAUUUUAUAUAUGUACAUAGAUUUUGUGAUCCCAUUUCAUAUUGCACCAUUUAGGAACACUUUGUAUAAAUGAAUGGCCUUUUUAUUUUCAUAUUAGUAGUAGUAUCAUGGUCCCAUUACAGGCCUAUUAACCUCAAAAAUAUGUAAAUAUAUAUGUGUAACAUGAGAAUUUCUCUUUAAAGCAGGGAUUAAAAUUUUUUUGGAAAGUUUGGCACCAUAUAUCACAUGAAUGCAGAUUUACCUCAAUGCCAAGAAUUAUGUUUAGAUAGGAAAAAGGAAACUUAUUUUGAUCUCAGGCAGAAAAAUAGAUUGCUUGGAGUUUUAUGUAGCUUUAGACUUUAAAAAAGUUUGAAUUUAUUCUGUCUUACUAGAAGUGAUUUGGAAAAUUACACCCUUGGUUUAAUUAUUGAUGCUUGCACUGUCAUUUCACUUAGCCUUUUGUAUUGAACUAUGUCCAGAAUCAAUUUUAUGUAGAUCCUGAACAGUGUUAUGAAAAUCUGAUUGGUAUCUGUCACAUUUAAAAACUAACAUCUGCACACUUUAAAGCUAUCAGUGUGGACUGGUUUGACUAACAACCACUGCUUGAUCCUAACAAUUAAAUUUUAUAACUAACUAA